AUGCCACCCCAAAGUCGGGGCGCUUCGCCUGAACCCGGGCGGCGGCGCCCUGUAUCGAAAUCUGAAUCCCUCCCACCCACGCUCCGCCCUUUUCUCGAAAAUCUGCCCUCUCCAACUCUUCUGAUCCCUGACCAACGGACGCCGACUGGAUCUCGUAUGGUCAUACCGGACCGCGACACCCAGACACCAACUCCAACUCCUCGAUCAGUAAGGGCACGCGCCGCCACUGCUUUUCAACUGGGCGGCGACGAAAGAGACGAAACGGAAGAUGGGGACUCUUUGCACUUCCCGGAAGACGACGAAGUGGCUGGCGUGACGCUUGAUGACGAUGACUUCGAAUCGCACUACUCACGUCAGGAGUCGCCGGAGUCAGAAGAGGAGGUCUCCGGUGAGGAGGAUGAGACGGAGGGGGACGUCGAGGAUGAAUACCAGCAGGGGCCGACCUCGGCGGGAGAUCAAUUCCACUCCUCGAACCAGGAACCACGAUCUUUGUCUCGCGUUCACUCUCUGCCGGUGCGACCGCAUCCGCAACCACACCCUCCUGAGAGCAACGUCUCUGGCGGUGGCCUACAUAUCUCCCAAUCAACUACUUCUCUUCCGCCGGCACCUCCUCCACCGCUCUAUCCACCGUUUUACAAUAGACCGCCGACGCCAUUACCACCGUCACCGAGUCUAACAUCACUCCUGCGUCCACCGUCCCUGCUGAAUCGCUCUACGACUUCCACUCGGCCAACAACCCCAGAAGAUUCCGAUGCCGAAACACCAAAUGACACUGAAGCAGCGGUUGCCCAAUCCGCCCGGCGUGCGCACCCCUUACCACCGACGUCUCCCAAGGUGCCGACUUAUGAAUACUAUGGCUUUGUCCUAUACCUGGCGUCGACGAUUGCAUUUCUGAUGUAUAUUCUCUGGUCAUACCUCCCUUCCCCGUUUCUGCAUGCCAUGGGAGUGACGUACUAUCCCAAUCGGUGGUGGUCGCUAGCGAUUCCCGCAUGGAUAGUCAUGCUCCUGAUCUUCAUCUACGUCGCGCUCCUCAGCUACAAUGUCGAAUACUUGACUCUCCCCUUGGCUAGUCUGGAGUGCAUGGUGGACGAGGCGGCAAAUGUGGCGAUACUCGACGAGAACGGCCGUGUGAGGAACGGCGGUAGCAAGCGACUGGUCAAGGAAAUGGAGCAACGGGCGGCGAUGGAACAGGCAAGCGCCCGUGGCAAGAAGGGUAGGAAGUUCUCCAAAAGUAAAGACAAAGAUAAGGCAAAGCAGAGAAAACGGCCAUCACUUGGCGGUGCAAAUGGGACUGCAAGGGCGAACGAUGUUCACGGUCUCUCUCACGGGGGCACGGAAAUGUCGAAUGGAACUGCUCGUGCAUCUUCGUACCAUGAUCAACUGGCGUAUCAGAAUACAGCAAUGUUUCCCUAUCUCGCCAAUGGGUCGAUGCAUGUCGAAAACGGCCGACAUGGCCAGUUUGGGGCUUUAGGGUACCCUAAUUGGAAAAUGACCUGGAAUGAAGGCACCGAUGCCGUGAUGGAUGUUCCCAUUGGCGGCGUAUGUGAAGUGUUGUAUGGUUGA
Molecule: messenger RNA, 1563 nt
Organism: Exophiala spinifera
Lineage: Eukaryota; Fungi; Ascomycota; Eurotiomycetes; Chaetothyriales; Herpotrichiellaceae
Exons: 1
Coding region: 1-1563 (520 amino acids)
Source: RefSeq, a predicted model, not a curated record